AUGGAAUUAUACGUGUUUACAGAUUACGAGGAAUUGGGAAGGUGGUACGUGACAAUCGACAGCAGUCAAGUUAACUCGGACAAAAAUUGGGUCUGCAUGCAGUGCGGGAAACGUUAUCUAUGGCGUGGUUCAUUGAAGAAUCAUCUAAGAAUUGAAUGCGGCAAGGAACCAUCCUACAAGUGUCCGAUUUGUGGAAGACAAUUCAAACACAAGCAUCAUACGAGUAACAGUGGUAACAGAAGAAAAAAUAAAGGUACGGAAGUUAAUUCGUCAGAGAUGAGAAUCGACAUGAUAACCUGUCCGAAUUGUGGUGUGUUAGCGAGUAUGUUACUUUCAACGGAUAUUCAACACUAUCAAGAAACGAAUAACGUAACAGCAUGGUCACAUAGUGGUGAUGGUGGUGCUGGUGAUGGUUGUAGUGGUGUUGGUGGUGUUGUUGGUGCUGGUUAUGCUAGUGUACCCUAUAGAACGAUGAGACCACAAAGAAAAAGGGAUACUACUACCACCGAUGCGAGAAACAACGGACCAGAACCGAAAUACGAGUGCAACAGGUGUGGCAAAGCUUAUAAGGCAUUGACAUCAUUGAGCCGUCAUAGAAGAUUAGAAUGCGGUGUUAUACCUAGCGAGGUCUGUCCAAUUUGUGAUAGAAGAUUCAAACAUAGAUUCGUAUUAAAUUCUCACGUGGUUGGUUGUCAAAGAAGAUUAAGUCAUAUUAUACAAAAGAAUAACGAGUCACCACCAUAUCUUACCGAAGAUCGUGACAAUUCUUAA
Polistes dominula (European paper wasp) is the source of this 771-nucleotide messenger RNA. RefSeq lists its product as uncharacterized. The record is from RefSeq and is a predicted model, not a curated record. Gene Ontology annotation, biological process: regulation of gene expression. Lineage: Eukaryota; Metazoa; Arthropoda; Insecta; Hymenoptera; Vespidae. Gene Ontology annotation, cellular component: nucleus.